UCGUUAUGUAGAGAAUGCAUCAUUUUGAAAGGCAAGUGAAUUAUGUCUAACUGGAAGGCAGAAAGAUCCAAAUCAUUGUAAAAAAAGAACAACUGAUAGCUAGAAACAUAUAACACAUUAUUACAUGUAUAACAAUUCGUGUCACAUGGGCUUAGGCACAACAAAUAUUUACACAACCCAAAUAUAUUACAUGUAAAUUAACGCAUACCUACAUAGUUUAACACCCUACUUCCCACAAAGAUGAAAAAUCGACCAUGUAAACAUUUCAUAUAUCCGCAUAAUAAUACAGUAAUAAGUAACUAGUCAAGUAAACAUGAAAGCAGUGACGUAACAGUUGCAUCAUUGGCAGCGGGCGCGGCAGGGCGCUCUAACUCAAUUAGCACGACUUUCAUCUCAACUUUUAUAACACCCGCUCUCGGAUAUACUUUCCCUCAGUUUUCAGCAGACUACAGUGAAACAAUGUUCAAAAUAGUGCUUUUUAUCACGUUUACUGUGCUGUGUGUGGUUAAUACGCAAAGUGAUGAUGGAUGCAAUCAUUCAAGAUCGUACACAAGAGUCAAACGAGGGAAAUAUUAUAAUAGUCCUCCGUUAAGGUUCUACAAUCGGCCGCCGUAUACCAUACCUAUAAAAGGGCCGUUCUCCUACACACCACCUCCGUUUAUGAAGGACGAUGAACCCCCGUACCCCGGCAGCAGACCUUAUAAGGUUAGUAAACCUCGACCUACUAACGAUGGUUUAGCAGAUGAUGAUAUAAAUAAUCUAGUCAAACACUUAUCUAAACAAGACUUGGAUAAAAUAAUCGAAUUUGCUUCGGGAAAGAACCAAGUUGCGGACUACGAACACAGUCGACCGUAUAAAAGAGAAAACUCAAACAGAACUCCUUAUACUAAGGAGUUUUAUAGGGGAAACGACGAUACUAAAUAUCGAGAAGAAAAACCUUAUGAAACAGAGCUCAAGAAAUAUGUGAACUAUGUGACUGAAGCAACUCCAAUGAAGUAUGCACCACAAACUGAUAGCCCAUACCCAAGCGAUACAGAACCUAAUCAUGUGAGUUAUUAUGGACCGCAAAACGUCGAAUAUGACACACCCCCACCGGAUUUCAGACCUCAAGAUGACAGACCAUUUAAAAGUUCUCCUUCUGACAAUGGUCCACCAACUCAAUACAAACCAUUUUUUUCACAAGCUGAAUCUAGUCAAUUUAAAGUUUAUGGACCACAGAACGGACUUGGAGCUAGCAACGAAGAAAGCCUCAUCAAUCAAAAUAUUGGAAACCCACAAGCACCACCGACUUAUUCCGAUACCAGUGAUCCAUCUCUUCACGAGAUGACUGAGGAAGAAAAGCUACCUCCACCGAUAAACAUGAGAGAAAUAGAUUUUGAUGUAUCAUACACAAAUAAUGUUCCCACCGUUGUCAAAGCUGAUUCUUCUUCGUACCAAGUGGAGAGUUUUGGCGAUCUCCCGCUGAUGAACUAUAACUCUAAGUUACAUUCAGUCAGUUCGUAUCACGUGCCACAUUAUACUGUAACGCACACAAAAUCCCAAUCACUGCCAUCACCGCCCGUUUCGACAUCAUUCUCAUCAUCGAGCUCCUAUUCAUCAUCAUCUCUUCUGAAGCCAUCACCAGCUGCAGCCUCCGUGAAGGCUCCACCUGUAGAACCGGCCCCUCCACCUUCUGCUGCUAAAGAGCAAAGUGAUGCCCACCUCAAAGCUACCAAGAUAUGGUCUCAUAGGUCGAAAGGGGCAGCUUAUACCUUGCAUGAUGAUGGCACCCUGACUCCGGAGUGGCCGAGACCGAAGUACGGUUAA
Helicoverpa armigera (cotton bollworm) is the source of this 1806-nucleotide messenger RNA. RefSeq names its product rho GTPase-activating protein gacJ-like. The record is from RefSeq and is a predicted model, not a curated record. Bases 460 to 1806 code for a protein of 448 amino acids. The transcript has 2 exons. Lineage: Eukaryota; Metazoa; Arthropoda; Insecta; Lepidoptera; Noctuidae.